Kluyveromyces marxianus DMKU3-1042 is the source of this 1803-nucleotide messenger RNA. It is a transcript of the gene SMF1, whose product is annotated as divalent metal ion transporter SMF1. Gene Ontology annotation, biological process: intracellular manganese ion homeostasis; iron ion transport. Gene Ontology annotation, cellular component: plasma membrane. Gene Ontology annotation, molecular function: cadmium ion transmembrane transporter activity; manganese ion transmembrane transporter activity. The transcript has a single exon. Lineage: Eukaryota; Fungi; Ascomycota; Saccharomycetes; Saccharomycetales; Saccharomycetaceae. The record is from RefSeq and is a predicted model, not a curated record. The coding region runs from base 1 to 1803 and encodes 600 amino acids.
AUGAGAGAAGACGUCAAUGCCCCACCAUUGGAGUCCAAAACCUUCGAGGUGCAUGAGGAGUACUUGGACCCUCAGAGUAUGCUUGAGCUAUCCUUGGCUGGUGGUGCAUCCAAACUCUCGGUACGUCAAAGGUUAUACCUGAGGUGCAAGAAGAUAAUGAGGAAAGAAAACGACGGAAAGAAGGGUUCUUCCUCUAGUGACGAUGCUGCUAGCCAGUAUUCUAUACACGCUCAAGUACCAAACAGAUCUCGUGAAAAACUGGGGUUCUUCGGCAAGAUCAAAGAUGUUUUAAGAAAAUACAUGAAAUUUGUUGGGCCUGGGUUAAUGGUCAGUGUUGCUUAUAUGGAUCCAGGUAACUAUGCAACUGAUGUCAGUGCUGGUGCUUCAAAUAGGUUCUCCCUACUCUGUAUUGUUUUGCUUUCGAAUAUUAUUGCCAUUUUCUUGCAAUCUUUAUGCAUAAAAUUGGGAUCGGUUACUGGCUUGGAUUUGUCAAGAGCUUGCAAGAAACAUCUACCCAAAUGGCUUAAUCUAAUUAUCUACGUCUUUGCAGAAUGUGCUAUUAUUGCUACUGAUAUUGCUGAGGUUAUCGGUAGUGCAGUGGCCUUAAACAUUUUGUUAAAGAUUCCUUUACCUGCUGGUAUCAUUAUUACCGUUAUCGAUGUCUUGUUCGUUUUGAUUGCUUAUAAACCCGGUACGUCUUCUAUGAGGUUUAUAAGAAUGUUCGAAUAUGCGGUAGCAUUGUUGGUUUUUGGUGUUGUCAUAUGUUUCAUUGUUGAAUUAGGUUAUUUGCCAAAAACCUCCGUCCGGUCAAUCUUCCGGGGUUAUGUUCCAUCGAAGCAAAUGUUCGAACAUAAUGGUAUGUAUACUGCUACCUCCAUUCUCGGUGCAACAGUUAUGCCUCACUCUCUAUUUUUGGGUUCGGGGUUGGUCCAACCAAGACUUUUGGAAUAUGAUGUCGAUCAUGGUUACUAUGAUCUAUUACCAAAGGAAAUAGAGGAAGAUAACGAGUCUACAGUUAAGCAAAAACAAGAUCUUGAUACUUUAAGAGAACAAAGAUACUUCGAUUACCAACCGACCACCAGUGCAAUUAAAUAUGCUUUGAAAUACUCCAUUGCUGAAUUAGCCAUCACCCUAUUUACAUUUGCCUUGUUUGUUAACAGUGCUAUCUUGAUUGUUUCUGGUGCAACUUUAUACGGCUCUGAGCAAGCUGUUGGUGCUGGUUUGUACACCAUCCACGACUUACUCUCUGAUACAUUGGCUCCAAUCGCUGGUACUGUAUUCAUGCUAGCAUUAUUGUUCAGUGGUCAAUCCGCAGGUAUUGUCUGUACAAUCGCAGGUCAGAUCGUCAGUGAAGGUCAUUUGGAUUGGAAUUUCAAACCAUGGAAAAGAAGACUCAUAACAAGAGGUAUUGCAAUUGUCCCAUGUUUAGCUGUAUCUUUGGCUAUCGGUAAGAGUGCUCUUAACAAAGCUUUGAACGCUUCUCAAGUUGUCUUGUCUAUUUUGUUACCUUUCCUAAUCGCUCCUCUAAUUUUCUUUACCUGCAAGAAGUCUAUUAUGAGAGUAAAGGUCAAUGAUAAGGAUGAACAAGCUUAUGCUGAAGCAGCUAUGGAUCCAGAUGGAGGUGUGGUUGAGGUUGAUCCUGAAGCGGAAGAAACCACUUCUGGUGAAAGACCAGCAAAAUAUAUUGAUAUGUCUAAUAACUGGAUCACAACUAUUAUCGCAUUUGUGGUGUGGCUCUUCAUUUCUAUGUUGAACGUAUACACUAUUGUUCAACUAGGUAUUUCUCAUGGUGAUAUUAGUUAA